Messenger RNA from Mesitornis unicolor (brown roatelo), 1054 nucleotides. RefSeq names its product neurocalcin delta (gene NCALD). The transcript is spliced from 3 exons. NCBI's taxonomy places the organism in Eukaryota, Metazoa, Chordata, Aves, Mesitornithiformes, Mesitornithidae. Gene Ontology annotation, molecular function: tubulin binding; calcium ion binding; actin binding. Gene Ontology annotation, cellular component: cytosol. Bases 21 to 602 code for a protein of 193 amino acids. Gene Ontology annotation, biological process: calcium-mediated signaling. The record is from RefSeq and is a predicted model, not a curated record.
AGGUAAUAUUUGACAUCAAUAUGGGAAAGCAAAACAGCAAACUACGCCCUGAAGUCAUGCAAGAUUUGCUAGAAAGUACAGACUUUACAGAACAUGAGAUCCAGGAGUGGUACAAAGGCUUCUUGAGAGACUGUCCAAGUGGACAUUUAUCUAUGGAGGAAUUUAAAAAAAUAUAUGGGAACUUUUUCCCUUAUGGGGACGCUUCUAAGUUUGCGGAACACGUAUUCCGCACUUUUGACGCCAAUGGAGACGGCACAAUAGACUUCAGAGAAUUCAUCAUAGCCUUGAGCGUAACGUCGAGAGGUAAACUGGAGCAAAAGCUGAAGUGGGCAUUCAGCAUGUAUGACCUCGAUGGGAACGGCUACAUCAGUAAGUCAGAGAUGCUGGAAAUCGUGCAGGCAAUCUAUAAGAUGGUUUCUUCUGUAAUGAAGAUGCCAGAAGACGAGUCAACACCAGAGAAGAGGACAGAGAAGAUCUUCCGCCAGAUGGAUACCAACCGUGACGGAAAGCUCUCUCUGGAAGAGUUCAUCCGAGGCGCCAAGAGCGAUCCAUCCAUAGUCCGUCUCCUGCAGUGUGAUCCCAGCAGCGCCGGGCAGUUCUGAACCCGUCCUUUGGAUGAAUUAUGUAUAUUUUUUUUUCCUUGCCAAACAACAUUCAUGGUAGUGUUGCCUCUGUAUGGCCAAUUAUGCCUUCAUUUGUGGCAUCUUAUAGCUUCUUUUGUUGUGGAUUAAUUAUAAGAAUGCUGAAUUGCUCUUAACAAUUUGUCCAGAGCAUGGGCAGUACUGUUUUAAACAGAUAUUGUGAUAUUAUCAUUGUUUUAAAGAUUUUGUUUGUUGUUUUUUUUUUUUUUUGUUUUAACGUGUCUGUUUUGGAAAGUACACGUUGAGAACGAGUAAACCAGCAACAACACCCUUGGCAGCAAGACACACAGACAGAUUUUAGGUUGCUGCUUUAGGAGCUGAGUAUUCACCAGCAGGACCUGGAAGUGUAGUAGAGGUUGAAACAAAGGGGUUGUGAUGAGGUGGGUAGGAUUCACCCAGAACCACCUCUCAUG